AUUUUAUUGCUUUUACCUGAAAAAUAAAAUUAAAGUAUCCUUUUGUAUAAUAGUCCUCCUUUGCCUGGAAUCAUUUGGAAAAUAGUCUGAAUCUUUGGGAGCAGGUCGGACAGCUCUCACAUUGGAAAAAGGAUAUAUUCAAUCUCAAUGAGAUGCCUAAUGAUGGUCUGUCAAAGCACACAUUUGCUGAUAAAAUCAUAAUACAGAAUAGGCCAUGGUCGGGGUGCCUAAACUUUUCCCUGUGGAAUGGACCGGAGCAAACACUGAAGGUGUUAAGAUGCAAAAUAGUUCUAUAUGUGAGCCCCAAGAGGCAAGUGACAAAAUACAGCCUGAUCGAAGUGUGUUAUAAUUUGUUUUCUCUCCUUUGUUCAUGACAAAAUGCAUAACAUAUGAAAUAAAUGUUUUGCCUUUUGAAUAUUGUAUAUCCAUUCUUGAAUAGAAAAGUCAUUAUCAUGUCUCACAAGCCCUUUGUUUCAGCUGCAAGAGCUCUAGUCUGCUUCAUGAUGUUAAGAUUUUCAUUUCAAAUGAGUUACAAUGCUUGCAUGAAUGGAAAAUAAGUCUUUGUUGUUUAUAUUACAUGUUAUUUCAAUUUUCAAACUUGAAUUUACAUUUGAAUAUUGCUCUUAAAAUACUUAAUGUCAAACAACUAAUUUUUGACUCAAAUAUAUCAUAUAAUAUAAUGUGAAAAAUAUAUAAUGAUCUUUUAAAAUAAGAUUUUGAUUUGUAAGUGUACAUAACCGUAGGAAUUGGGUUUCCUACAUAUGUAUAGGCUCAAGAGCAUCGCAGAACUGAUGUUGGACAGAUGAUUCGUGCCCUCAGCUGUGUCUGUCCACCCCUACAUCGAGGCAAACUCGAACGUUUCCGCGGCUGUAACCAAACCUGGCAACCCGGAGACGCAAUCUGUGUCAAUUGCCGGGCGACGUAGCGCGAAUAAAGGCCGUGGUCUAUUUCUGACUGUGGCUUAUUUUAACGCGAGGCUGCCUUCAGCCCCAUUUGUCUGCAUGGCGGGUUGAUGGUUUAUCUCUCCGGUUCUGCCUCUCCUGUUGCUCGCUCCUGUCCGGCCCGCGUCGCGUCGUCUCCCGUGUGUUUUUUUUUCCUUUCUAUCCGCGCGGCGGUGAUGAUGACAGGUGUUCAAGGUAAAGCGCCCACAGGAUGACGCUUUUCUGUCUCGUCGCUCGGUGCAGAAGGUGCAUCGCCGUCAGGGAGGCUUCCGUCUUUGUUUUCAGUUUGGUUUUUCACUAGACGUCGGAAGAUUUUUUGUUUUGUUUUGUUUUGUUUUGUUCUUUUUGUUGUUGUUGUUGCUGGAGACAAAAAGCGAUGCGACGCGUAUAGAGACGGAAUGAGAGACAGGUCUCCCCUCUGAACGUCACCGUUAGCGGACGUAAUUAAUCCUCGGGGGUGAUGUUAAUUGGUUAAGGGGGUUAAAGCCACGCGACGACUCGGGGUGAAUAUUGUGAUGUCCUAUUUUUUCCUCUGCUGGUGAACGGCUCGUUGUGCAGGUUCAGUAGGCUACAGGCAGAUUAUCACCAGGCGGAGGAGGAGGAGGAGGAGGAGGAGGUCUGUGUGGCAGAUAAAGAUGGUGUUUCGGAGUGAGGAGAUGUGCUUGGCGCAAUUGUUCCUGCAGUCCGGCUCUGAAUAUGACUGCAUCAGCGAGCUGGGGGAGCUGGGGCUGGUCGAGUUCCGAGAUCUCAACCCGAGUGUCAGCUCGUUCCAGCGGCGCUUCGUCAGCGAAAUCAAGAGAUGCGAGGAGAUGGAGAGGAUUCUGGGCUACCUCUUGAGGGAGAUCCAAAAGGCGAACAUAGCUGUUCCAGAGGAGGAUGAGAGCCCGCUCGCUCCUCCCCCCAGACAAGUCCUUGAGAUCAUGGAGCAGCUCCAGCGGCUGGAGAUGGAGCUCAGCGAGGUGGCCCGAAACAAAGAGAAGCUGCAGAGGAACCUCCUGGAGCUCACCGAGUACACGCACAUGCUGAAGAUCACGCGGACCUUCAUACACAGCCGCUCCAGACAUGAGGCUCUUGGUCCCCAGUAUGAAGAAUUCCCCACGAUGGAGACGGACUCGGUGACGGGAUGCACCGGCAUGCAAAGACUCGGAGCCAAGCUGGGGUUCGUGUCGGGCCUCAUCCAGCGGGUGAAGGUGGAGGCCUUCGAGCGCAUGUUGUGGAGAGUGUGUAAAGGCUACACCAUCCUCAGCUACGCGGAGGUGGAUGAGAACCUUGCUGAUCUCGACACGGGCGAGAUUAGCAAAAGCGUUGUGUUUCUCAUCUCCUUCUGGGGAGACCAGAUCGGACAGAAAGUUCAAAAGAUCUGCGAUUGCUACCACUGCCACCUUUAUCCCCACCCUGAGAAUGACGAGGAGCGGGCCGAUGUGCUGGACAGCUUACGGACACGCAUCCAAGACCUCAACAACGUGCUGCACCGCACUGAGGACUACCUGAGGCAGGUUCUGCAGAAGGCGUCGGAGUCGGCCUACACCUGGGUGGUGCAGGUGAAAAAGAUGAAGGCCAUCUACCACAUCCUGAACCUCUGCAGCUUCGACGUCACCAACAAGUGUCUGAUCGCCGAGGUGUGGUGUCCCGUCAGUGACCUGGCAAACCUGCGGGGGGCUCUGGAAGAGGGCUCGAGAAAAGGUGAUGCCACCGUGCCGUCCUUCGUGAACCGCAUCCCGAGCACCGACACUCCGCCCACGCUGUUGAGAACCAACAAGUUCACAUCCGGCUUUCAGAGCAUCGUGGAGGCUUACGGGGUGGGGGACUAUCGCGAGGUAAGCCCAGCUCCCUACACCAUCAUCACGUUCCCCUUCCUGUUUGCUGUGAUGUUCGGCGACCUCGGCCACGGGAUGGUAAUGAGCCUCUUCGCCUUGUGGAUGGUGCUGACGGAAAAGAAUCAGAAGAAGAAGCGGUCCAGUAAUGAGAUAUGGGCGACGUUCUUCAGCGGACGUUACAUCAUCCUGAUGAUGGGGCUCUUCUCCAUUUACACCGGCCUGAUAUACAAUGACUGUUUCUCCAAGUCCCUCAACAUAUUCGGCUCUGGCUGGAGCGUUAAGGCCAUGUUCACUAAUCAGCAGUGGACAAACAAAACCCUCCAAACAAACGCUCUGCUCACAUUAGACCCUAAUGUCAGCGGUGUUUUCAGCGGUCCGUAUCCAUUUGGCAUCGAUCCUAUCUGGAACAUGGCGGUGAACCGACUGUCCUUCCUCAACUCCUACAAGAUGAAGAUGUCAGUUGUUAUCGGGGUCAUCCACAUGAGCUUUGGAGUGGUGCUGAGUGUCUUCAAUCACCUGCACUUCCGACAGAAAUUCAAUGUCUACCUGCUGUUUCUUCCUGAGCUGCUCUUCCUGCUCUGUCUCUUCGGUUACCUGGUCUUCAUGAUUUUCUACAAGUGGCUGGCGUAUGGCGCACGGGACUCCAGCCAGGCUCCAAGCAUCCUCAUCCACUUCAUCAACAUGUUCGUCAUGCAGGGGAAGGACAUGACUCCUCUCUACCCGGGACAGACUGGGCUGCAGAUCUUCUUAGUCCUGAUAGCGAUGCUGUCAGUCCCUGUGAUGCUGUUAGGAAAACCUCUCUACUUGUACUGGCUGUACCGAGGAGGCAAAGGCCUGCGCAGGCGCAGAGGUUAUGAGAGGGUGAGGCGUGUAAGUGAGGACGACAAUUCCACAACACCGUCCUACGAGGAGGAUGAAGAGGAGGGGCUUGAUGAAGUGACCAGCAGAGAAGCUCUCCCCAAAGAGUUUGACUUUGCGGACGUGCUCCUGUACCAGGCCAUCCACACCAUAGAGUACUGCCUGGGCUGCAUCUCCAACACCGCAUCGUACCUGCGUCUCUGGGCGCUCAGCCUGGCCCACGCCCAGUUGUCGGAGGUGUUGUGGUCCAUGGUGAUGCGCCUGGGCCUGAGGAUCACCACGCGAGUCGGGGUGGUGUUUCUGGUCCCCGUGUUCGGCCUCUUCGCCAUGCUCACCGUCUCCAUCCUGCUGGUGAUGGAAGGUCUGUCGGCGUUCCUUCACGCCCUCCGACUUCACUGGGUGGAGUUUCAGAACAAGUUCUACCACGGGACCGGUGUCAAGUUCGUGCCCUUCGACUUCUCCCUCCUGCCCUCCGUUUUCGAACAAGACGGCCUGCUUUAAAAACUACGGACCCUGAAGCGCUGCACACGGGCGGAGGGCAGACUUUCUAUGAUCGGGACGGAUGCCGGAAGCAGGAAGAAUUCACACUGUGAUAAACGACAACAAACCUUCAAGACAAUGGAUUGAAGCUCACUCUUGUAGCAACGUUUUUCACCAUGACAAUUUUUAAAAGUGUUCUCGGCUGUGCUGACUGCCUUACUACUGUACCCAGCAGACCUCUGAGUAUACAGAGGCUCAAAAAUUUCCUCUCGUUCCGUUCAUGAUUUGAGUUUUGUGGGCGAGAUGUCGCUCGGCACUACUUGUCACACCAGUUGAGUGGAUCUUUCAUUUUGCUUUGUGCUGUGUAAACUGGUUUUGUAUGAUUUACGACAUGGUAUUUAAAAUAAACAAGUUAUACAGUGCAAUGUAAAGUUCAAAUAUGUUACAACUAUUGAAGUUCAUAUCAAGCAUCCUGAUGUAGUGCCAUAGAGAUUUAUUUCGGAUGAUGAUAUGAAGAUGCCUUUGGGGUUUUUUUCCGUGAUGAGAGAAAUCCCGCAGGCAUCGAAAUCUAAAGAAAGGAUAAAAAAAAAACUUUACAACCCUUUUUUUGUGAGGCAUAAUGUCACAAAGCACUUUGCAGAAAUGAUUGUACAAUGAAAAGUUUUCACUUUUGACUGUGAUGAUGCCAAAUGAAAAUAAUCCUCAACCGUUAGCUAUUUGCUUAUUUACUUAUUAGCGCAUUUAUUUCAAGUUAACCUCCCCUGUAAUCGAUAGGAAAAAUAUCAGAUACUCCAGAAAAAAAAAAGAAAAAAAAAUCAAGAAGCCUUAGGUCUUUCUUUGAUGAUACUGCUCGUUGCGUUCGUUAAUGAUGAUUAAUCAUGGUAUUUAUUUAAAUUAUUGUCUGUACAAGAGUCUAAUAUUUUACCAUUUUGAUGUGUUGAAUAAAGGUUUCAAGAAACGCAAGCAUAUACA
Acanthopagrus latus (yellowfin seabream) is the source of this 5068-nucleotide messenger RNA. It is a transcript of the gene atp6v0a2a, whose product is annotated as ATPase H+ transporting V0 subunit a2a. Gene Ontology annotation, cellular component: vacuolar proton-transporting V-type ATPase complex; plasma membrane; vacuolar proton-transporting V-type ATPase, V0 domain. The record is from RefSeq and is a predicted model, not a curated record. Lineage: Eukaryota; Metazoa; Chordata; Actinopteri; Spariformes; Sparidae. The transcript is spliced from 20 exons. Gene Ontology annotation, biological process: proton transmembrane transport; vacuolar acidification. The coding region runs from base 1577 to 4117 and encodes 846 amino acids. Gene Ontology annotation, molecular function: ATPase binding; proton-transporting ATPase activity, rotational mechanism.